Messenger RNA from Balaenoptera musculus (blue whale), 1739 nucleotides. RefSeq names its product zinc finger AN1-type containing 6 (gene ZFAND6). The record is from RefSeq and is a predicted model, not a curated record. Gene Ontology annotation, molecular function: DNA binding; zinc ion binding; polyubiquitin modification-dependent protein binding. NCBI's taxonomy places the organism in Eukaryota, Metazoa, Chordata, Mammalia, Artiodactyla, Balaenopteridae. Gene Ontology annotation, biological process: protein targeting to peroxisome. The transcript has 7 exons. Bases 346 to 972 code for a protein of 208 amino acids.
GCGUCACAGGCCGAACAACCAAACAGAAAAGUUUAAUAAACAGCAGGCGGAGGGGCUGGUGGCGGCGGCCGGGCCGGGGCGAGCAGCGGUUCGGUGGCUUCACCUGUCCCCAUUCACCGGCGGCGACCGGCGGAGGCGGGCAGCGCGUCAGGCGGAGAGAGCCGCCGCCAGGAAUGAAUCUGAAGUCUGCUGCAGUAAAACACUGAAGGCUUUAAAAUGUUUUCUUGCAUAAAACUCAAAGUUUAGCUGCUUAUGAGGAUAGGGAAGGCAGGAAGCUAAUGUCUGUCUCAAGAUACAGGACAGCUGUUUGCUCAUCAACCUCAACUGUGUGUGCAACAGAGGAACAUGGCUCAAGAAACUAAUCACAGCCAAGUGCCUAUGCUUUGUUCCACUGGCUGCGGAUUUUAUGGAAACCCUCGUACAAAUGGCAUGUGUUCAGUAUGUUAUAAAGAACAUCUUCAAAGACAGAAUAGUAGUAAUGGUAGAAUAAGCCCACCUGCACCUUCUGUCAGUAGUCUGUCUGAGUCUUUACCAGUUCAGUGCACAGAUGGCAGUGUCCCAGAAACUCAGUCGGCGUUAGACUCUACAUCUUCAUCUAUGCAGCCAAGCCCUGUAUCAAAUCAGUCACUUUUAUCAGAAUCUGUAGCAUCUUCCCAAGUGGACAGUACAUCUGUGGAUAAAGCAAUACCUGAAACAGAAGACCUGCAAGCUUCAGUAUCAGAAACGGCACAGCAGCCAUCUGAAGAGCAAAGCAAGUCUCUUGAAAAACCAAAACAAAAAAAGAAUCGCUGUUUCAUGUGCAGGAAGAAAGUGGGACUUACUGGGUUUGAAUGUCGGUGUGGAAAUGUUUACUGUGGUGUACACCGUUACUCAGAUGUACACAAUUGCUCUUACAAUUACAAAGCUGAUGCUGCUGAGAAAAUCAGAAAAGAAAAUCCAGUAGUUGUUGGUGAAAAGAUCCAGAAGAUUUGAACUCCUGGAAUACAAAAUCCUUUGACCAUCUGCAAACUAAAAAUUGACUUGAGGUUUUUUUUCCUAGUCAUUGGGAAUGUAGAGCAAUGUAUCUUGCAUAGACCUUUUAAUCAUGCAUGUCAUCAGAAGAAUAGAUUUUUGUUUUUGUUUUGAAAAUGACUCUGAACAUUUAUUUACAUUGCAGUUUCUGUGGCUGAAAAGACUUAAGUAAACUUUACAAGUAUUAUCCUUUUAAGAUCAUUUUAAUUUUAGUUGAGUGCAGAGGGCUUUUAUAACAAACGUGGAGAAAUGUCGGAGGGCUGUGAUUUUUCCAGUAUUAAACAUGCAUGCGUUAAUCUUGCAGUUUAUUUUCUCAUUGUGUAUGUAUAUAUAGCUUUUCUCUGCAGCACGAUUUCUCUUUUGAUAAAUGCCCUUUAGGGCACAACUAGUUAUCAGUAACUGAAUGUAUCUUAAUCAUUAUGGCUGCUUCUGUUUUUCAUUAACAAAGGUUAUACAUAUGUUAGCAUAUAGUUUCUUUGCACCCACUAUUUAUGUCUGAAUCAUUUGUCACAGGAGAGUGUGUGCUGAUGAGAUUCGAAGUUUGUGUGUUUUUAAAUUUUUUUGAGCGAGGGAAGGAAAAGCUGUAUGCAUUUCAUUGCUGACUGCAGGUUUCUUUCAGAUUACGUUCAUUGGUCUGUGUGUAUACAAUAUGAAGAAUGAUCUGAAGUAAUUGUGCUGUAUUUAUGUUUAUCUACCAGUCUUUGAUUAAAUAAAAAGGAAAACCAUAA